This is a messenger RNA of Stylonychia lemnae, 648 nucleotides long. NCBI's taxonomy places the organism in Eukaryota, Ciliophora, Spirotrichea, Sporadotrichida, Oxytrichidae. The record is from the annotation of a GenBank genome assembly.
AUGGAGGCUUAGUAUAUAUAUUCAGGAAUAGUUUAAUGCAAGCAAUGCAAUACUGUGAUAACAAAUUUUAUGUAUAAGUUCUUAUCAGACUAACUCUUUCUUAAGAAAAAAGAUAUCAAGUACAUCUUUGAAGAAAAGUAAAGGAGUGAAUUGAAUAAUCUAGGUGAUAAACUUGAAAUGGAUCAAACAGGGAUAUUGAAGUAGAUUUUAAAGAAAGAUAAAUAUUUAGUAUUUACGAAGAGAAAUACAAAUAUUUAAAAUUUGACUGAUAUUGAUCCAGUUCAAAAUAAAAAAGACAAACCUAGAUUGAUUAUGCAAGAUCUUUUUGUUGGAAAACUGUUUUGCUUUAACUGUAAAAUUGCUAUUGCUAGAUAAUUUCUGAGUAAAGAUGAUAAAAAAUACCUAUAAAUAAUCUCGCAUAUUAUACUUAAAAAGAAAAAAGUUAAGCUUAUUGAUUAAAUUGAAUAUAAUGGAUAAAGUAAGAAAUAAUAAGAAGAAGCUCUGCAUUAAUAGUAGAGGUUAGAGUAAAUAAAGUAAAAGUAGGGAAUACAGGAAGCAACUAAUGUUAUAAUUGUUGAAAAACUUGGCAAUCAAAUGAGGAAACUUAAAAACGAACUUGACUAUCAAAAUAAAGAUUUAAUAGAAUGA